AGCAAAUGUAUUCAAGUCAGUCCAACCAUUGCUAGCGACCUGAUCGUAGCAGAAAGAUGGAUCACUUAUGCUUUUACAUGGUGAUAUUUUUCACGGGAUUAUUUUUCGCGAAUUCCCAGGAUCCACAAAUUAAUAGCACACUAGGUAUAAUUGUUGGAAACCUAAAAAAUAUAUCUCUUCCAGGAUUUAACUAUACAAAUGUAAAGGAAUUUCUCGGCAUUCCCUUUGCCAAACCGCCAGUUGGGGAGCUGCGAUUUCGCAAUCCAGAACCGAUGGAAUCAUUACCAAGUUCGCCGUUUUAUGCCAAGAAGCAUAGUGCCAUAUGCCAGCAGAUUCCUUCCGUGGAGAUUCCAUUUAUAACAGACCACAAAAGCGAGGACUGUUUAUAUCUUAACGUAUAUGUGCCAGACAGACCAGCUGAUAUCACACCUGGACAUGCUGUAAUGAUUUGGGUAUAUGGAGGUGGGUUUCAAGAGGGAGGUGCAACUACGUAUGAUUUUUCUUUACUUUCUAUAACAAGUAACAUAAUUGUAGUCACUAUCAACUACAGGGUCGGCGUAUUUGGGUUUCUCAGCACUGGAGAUGAUAAUGCACAAGGUAAUUAUGGUCUUUGGGACCAACAUUUGGCUUUCAAAUGGGUUCAUGAUAACAUUGAAGACUUCGGAGGAGAUAAUCAAAGAGUUACAAUAGCUGGUGAAUCUGCCGGUGCUAUGAGUGUUAUUCAACAUGGUCUUAUUCCAGACAAUCGAGGAUAUUUCCAAAGAAUCAUUGCCCAGAGUGGAAGUAUGUCUUCUCCUAUUCUACACAUGGACAGAGAUAUAUUCAAAGAUGUACAAGCCAUAGCUUACUUCCUGGGAUGUAAAACUGACCCAAUGGAUGAGUUAAUGCAGUGCUUAAGAGAGAAGAGUGUAGAUGAUUAUCUAAGUGUAUUGAAAGAACUUGGGAACAAAGUUAUGUUCAGUCCAAGAGUAGACGAGAAGCUUAUAAAAAUCAACCCUCGGUAUAUUGCAAAGAUGUCCGAAAGUUUAGAUGAAGUCGAAUUUUUCCGUUCAUUGGAUAUUUUGAGUGGUUUUAACGCCAACGAAGGGGCGUCUAUGUUGUAUUAUAUUAUUAAUGCAACUCAUUUAGAAACCAUGCAGCCUACACGUGAACAAGUGAAAAAGGAGCUCUUGCCAAAACUGAUCAAAUUCAUUUAUGGGAAAGAUUUUGCAGACACACUCAUGCAUCUAGUAGAAGCUCAAUACACGGACUGGACAAAUCCUAAAGACUACAAAUCCAUUCGCUUACAGAUUGAAAAACUUAUGGGUGAUGCGACUUUCGGUGUACCGGCCGUAGAGAUGGCCCGUCUUCAUAAAGUGCCGUCUGCUUCGAGAAACUUCAUGUACCACUUCGCGCCAAGACCAUCUUACCAGCCUUUACCUUCACCAAGCUGGUUACCAGGAGCAGGUCAUGCUGAUGAGAUUCCGUUUGUUAUGGGAGCAUUUGGUUUACUUGGUGUUGGUGAUGAGAAUGCUUGGGAGAACGAACUUAUCAUCAAAAUGAUGACAUAUUGGUCAAAUUUCGUCAAAUCUGGUGAUCCUAACGGGCCUGAACCCGUUUACCCGUCCUGGCCGCAAUACAGCACGGACAACGGAGAUUAUCUGGUGCUGGACAAAUCCAUGUCUGAUGAAUCUGCCAAGCAACAUUUCUAUGCGGAAGAGGCUAACUUCUGGCUGGAAGUAUUUCCGGAUAUUGUUGAUGCUGUACACGACAAGGAAGAUUGUGGGGACGGAAUCUUCACAAGUGCUGCUCCAAAUGUAUCUGUUUAUAGGACUGUUUCGUUGAUUUUGGCAAUGGUAUUAUCAUUCGCAACCUUUCUUUAAAGCUGUGAUGUCAAACAUGUUGAACACUGCAUUCAGUUGAUAAUUUCCUGAUGAACCGUAUCCCCUUUCUUUUUCAUUUCAACAUGAUCAACAAUUAGGUAAAAUUUGCUAGACGGUCGAAGGGAGACAACAAGGUAAAGCGUUGAUCUCAAUAAACAAGGAAAGAUAAUAGAAUCGAUUUUUGCACAAUUCUUCAGUAUGUUUGAAAAAGGAAUGAUAUUGAAUAACCAUCCAAAAGCGAACAGAACAGAACCAUCCAAAAGAGACACCGAACAAUCUGCAAAACAAGUUCAAAUUACUCAUGACAUUAUUGUAUACAUAGCUUUAAUGUAGAAUACUUCAUUUUGUCAACCCCGUUUCAUAGAACGCGUGAAAAAUCAUAUUCAAACUAUUUGCCUACGGCUUAAGGAGACAUGUAUCCUGACUGGUAGUCACUUUUGUAAAACAUUGAGUUUCAGACAUAAAUAUUAUUUUACAUAAUAUUGUGGAAUGCGAAAAAGUAAAAAGCUAAUUAAAAAGCAUAUCCGGGCUAGUUUACGUAAUGGCGAACAGAAAAUAAUCCUUUCAUUUUCUAGUUGAAAUACCAUUUAUCUGAUAUAUGUAGGUCAAUUAUUGCUUAUUUUUCGUAACUUUUAUUUAAAAGGAUCUAAAGUAAGCAAGCCUUGCUACUCGUGUAAUCAUACUUUUGUUUUAACUGUCAUUUUUGAAGAUGUUUCAUUGUACUCACAUGUCAAACUGAGAUCUAUUCUAAGAAAUAUAUGGCCUCUAUUUUUCUUUUCUUUUUCCUAUUUUUCUCCUCUUUUUGUAUAAAGGUCAUUUAUGAACAUAAACACAUCCCAUACACAUUUACAUGAUAUUUUUGAAAAUUAAGGUUAUAUAUUAUGUAGAACAAAGAACGAAAAAAUCUACUAUCGUUCAACCUUUAAUUAAUGGUACAAAGACUAACAAAAUUAUUUCUAUUUUGCACAUUAUUCUACACAGUUACGGUCUAUAAAUGUUUUAAAUAAUUAAUUCUGCCUGUAAUUUGCAAAUAAUUAUUACUAAGGCGUAAAAAAUUGUUUGUUUCCGGUAUCCCGACCUACCCAAAAUUUUUGGCCCGACCCAUAAUGUUUUUAUGGCCUUGUAGAAUUUUUUUUUCAACUUUUUGACAAAAAGUUACCAAACUGCACUUUUUAUGCUUUAAACAUAGUCAGUGGUGUUAGAAAUAAACUUCCUGAUGCUCUAAAGGCAUAACCCCCUUAUUUGUAUUCAUUUUGUUUUGACACAAAAAUAAUUUCCGAAAAGUCUCCCUUAAUAAAAAAAAUCAAAAAAUCUGACCUACCAACCCUAAUUUUGUUCGCAUGUUACCGGAAACAAAGAAUUGUUUUAGGCCUAAUUAAUGUAAUGCCUCUAUCUUACAUAUAUACGUUCUGCGUCUCCAUUUUGUUUUAUUUCAUUUUAUGUUUCAAGUUUAUUCAGAAUAGAAAAGUAGUUUAAUUAAGGUAUUUUAAAAUCCUACUUAUUACCCUUCUUUGUGUCACGUGAUCAAGAAUGUUAUUAUGUAUACCCUAUCUUAUAUAUUAUGUAAUAGAAUUAAUAAAUUUCCCUUUCCUUA
This is a messenger RNA of Mercenaria mercenaria, 3456 nucleotides long. Its product is annotated as acetylcholinesterase-like. Gene Ontology annotation, molecular function: signaling receptor activity; neurexin family protein binding. Gene Ontology annotation, biological process: postsynaptic membrane assembly; neuron cell-cell adhesion; presynaptic membrane assembly. Gene Ontology annotation, cellular component: synapse; cell surface. The transcript is spliced from 2 exons. The record is from RefSeq and is a predicted model, not a curated record. Lineage: Eukaryota; Metazoa; Mollusca; Bivalvia; Venerida; Veneridae. The coding region runs from base 57 to 1862 and encodes 601 amino acids.